AUGAAAGCAAUCAGAUGUAAAUCAAGCAGCCAAGUUAGCAGUCAAGUCAUGAUUCGCGUAGUCUUAAUGCUACUGUAUCUGGUUCCUGAGGCGACCUUAAAGAGAUCGGAUAUUGGCCAGGCCAAGUCCACAAAAACAAGCGACAACAAAGCCUUUCAAAUUUUUCGCGGCGACACCGACAAGUACGAGUUGUGUAUAAAGCUAAAAAGAGUUUGCCACAAACUCUGGGACCAAGCUCCCGACUACACGGAUGCAGAGGAGAAGACUCCUGAUGGUAAAGAGGUGGACGACGAUGAUAAGGCCGCGUACAAGAAAGGGGAUUGCAUACCGACCGGGCUUUCGAAGGACGGGGAAAAAUUGUUUUGGAAAACUGCCGCCAAAUGGCAGAAGGAAAUCGACGAUAAGUUCCUGAUCCAAAAUCUUUUCGUGGUGUUAAUGACGACAGAGGAUGGACGAAAUACGAAGUUAGCCAUUGGAAAAUGGCAGGGUUGGUGCAAUAGGACCGAUAAUUCUAAAGAAAUGACCGUAACGCCCGAAUAUUCAAUUGAAGAUGUCAGCGGUGUAACCAGAAGUCCAAAACCAUUCAAAAAUUGCGAUGUUAAUGGUAAAUUUGGCAAGUGGAUUUCCAACGAGAUUAACGGCACACGACAGUUAGACAAAGAUAUCAACGUAAUUUCGGACUAUUUGUUAAAAUUUGAUAAGUAUGCCAAGAGCAAGUGCUGCCCCUAUGACUCAAUCAGAGAUCGAUUAGAAAUGAUAAACGAUGGGAUCGACUUUCUGCAAGAACUGCUGGGCAUAGAAACUUAUUCACAACCAAAUUAUACUGAUGUGAACGCCGAUAUUUCAAAUCUGAUGGGCAGAUUGGAGAACUUUACUGACCAAAUCUAUAAAAACGGUGGUGCCAAGUACUCGACAGGAAAAUGUUGCCCCAACAUUUUCGGUGAACUGGAGAUUUUUAAAAAUGAUUUUGUAGGCAAUCUCAAAUAUGAAAGCAUACAGCCACCGAAGCUUGACCACCAGCCAUUUAUUGACAAAGAAAAUAGCUUGCGAGAUAUGAUUUUGAGUCAAAUAAGGGACAUUGGUCUACUAGAAACUUCUCUUAUGAACCAAACUAAGAAAACUCCUUGUUGUGAAGGCGAAAGAGCACAAAUUGGGGAUAUAGAACAAUUAAUCAAAGACAUAAAGCCCGAAAAGUCCCUAGGAGAAAUUUUAAAACAAAUUGAACCACUAAAUGAAAACCUAGCUCAAGCCAAUAAAACAAUUUCAAGUGCAGAAAGUCUGCUUGUGUUGGAAAAGGAAAAUCUCCAGGAAAUAAAUAAAUACGGAGAAGAAUGCCAUCCAAAGGACAAAUCCUUUAAGAAUAUCGAAUCGAAGGUGAACCAUUUGGAAUAUAAAAUCAAUAACUUGAGUUUGCUGGAAUACGUCGAUUGGCCGAAGCUUAGAAAAGCUGCGGACGCUGUUGAUAAAAUGGUCAAAGACAGUCCAUUAAUUUUCGCUAAUAUAACAAUUAUAUCCAUGAAAAAUAAUAUGAAGCAUAUGAAAACUCGGACAACCAAAGUUUUGUUGAUCAAGCCAGACGACACAACUUCAGUACGAUUUUGUACAAAUGAGUCUAUUAAACUAAUUGACAGUUUGGAAAAAAUUGGUAAAGAUAAAAACUCUACUAUCGCUUAUCAUAAUCAGCAAGAAAAUAUUGUCAAAGAGCAUUUUAAAGAACUUUUAGAUAAUGAAAAAGAACUGCAAUAUUAUAGCCCAACGAGCUUAAUCUUAACCAAAGGUUACAUGAGUAAUAACCCUAUACCAUAUGUUCGAAACACGAAUUCUUUUCAGCUAGAGAUUAAUCAAUUGGAAAGAGAUAUAGACAACUUAACCGAAAACGGCAUCGAAAAAUUGGAGAGACAACUGCAGUAUACCCGAUUAAGAUACGAAAUGGAUCAACAAAAAGUUGAUAAGAAAAUUGAAGAACAGCUAAGAAAUAUACAUCUUUUUAGAGAGGAGAUGAAAAGAGAGCAAAAUCGAAUUGACGAACGCCUAGCCAAAUUAGACGAUUAUAUGUUGGAAACAUCAGAGCAAUAUGACGAUAAAAUAAGUAAGCUUGAGGCUGAAGCCUUGGAAUUUCCAAAACAAAUUGCGAGUUUUGAAAAAACACUUUUGGAACAAAUUGCUUCGUUACAACAGCAAUUAAAAGAAUUGGAAAAGGAGUCGGAGAAUACUGAACAUAGGGCAAAUAUAUGCGACGCUGAAUGUGAUUUUGGUGACCUGAAUUCUAUAGAUGAACUGAUGAAAAGGGUUCAGGUUGUCAAAAAUAAACUAAAUAAUUGAAAUCCAAAGACAGUCAAGGGACUUUAAAGCCGAUAUACC
This is a messenger RNA of Drosophila erecta, 2361 nucleotides long. RefSeq lists its product as uncharacterized. The transcript is spliced from 2 exons. The record is from RefSeq and is a predicted model, not a curated record. Bases 1 to 2322 code for a protein of 773 amino acids. Lineage: Eukaryota; Metazoa; Arthropoda; Insecta; Diptera; Drosophilidae.